Messenger RNA from Lactuca saligna, 780 nucleotides. The record is from the annotation of a GenBank genome assembly. Lineage: Eukaryota; Viridiplantae; Streptophyta; Magnoliopsida; Asterales; Asteraceae.
AUGGACUCAAUUCAAGAGGUUGCCCAAAGUAGAGUUUUGGACUCAGAUCACCAGUCUUCUAAACUUCAAUCCAAGUCGACAAAAAGAUCCUUACAUCAUCCAUCCUUGUUGGAGAAUCGCCCACCGAAUUCUCUUUCAACCUCCAUCUUUGGUCGUCACGAGCCGGGACAAAUAAACACAAUCGAGCUAUAUUUCCUCUAUUGCAUGACUAGCCGUCGUUGGUCUUGCCCUGGUUUCGCAACCUUUUUCUUGGAUAAAUGUGACAGCAUACGCACAAAGACCAAUGGCAACAUUUGCACUGGAGGUCUCAUUACCCUAAUUGGUUUGGGUAUAGGCCUUCAAUUUCCUGAUUCUGAGUAUGUGCCAGUAGAUGACCCACCUCUCUACCUCCUCGACUGCUUCGCUCUCACCCGGAUGGAAUUAUUGGUACCUUUCAACAAUCGUCAGUACUCUUGGUUUAAUCAUGUCAAGGAAUCAGUUUACAUCUUACCUAAUAUCAUCAUAUCCUCCUUUACCCCAGCGACCCCGAAACUUGGUUCUUGCCUGAAGAGUUACAUGAUGAUGAUGCAGGAUAUGAAGAUGACAUGCAGUCAGCUUGUUGCCUUACACCUCCAGGGCAACCGAAAUACAGUAGCCAUUUGGCGCAUCGAGGAGCAGGAAGCUCGCACCAACAACUACAUGGAGGAUCUUUGGCAUCAUUUUCAGCCCGAAGGCGGUUACCGUCCUCGUGGGACUCCUCCACCUGGAUCCCGGUACGAUCCUUCCCUACUCUCAUCCUAA